UGUAGUGAACGAUCGCGGUUAGCUAAUCAACAGCAGAUAUGAGAACUGAGGUGUCUUGGAAACGGCGGCUUCAACGAAAGCGUCUGAAGUACACGUUGGUGUGCGUUCUUGUAGCCGCCGUGAUAUUUGUGAUGCAUCAGCUAUUGUACUUCACAGAGUUGAAUUCACAGAAUACCAACGUGGGCAAGUUGAUCGUCGGCUCACUGAAGGACUCUCAUCGCGUGAUCGUCGGCAACAAAGAUACUUCCAAGUGGCAGCAGCCGCAGCAUUCAAAGCUCAUACGCGAAAAGAACGGUCGCACUGUGUCAUUGCGCGGUUCACGAGACCAAGACGUCGGCAAAUACCUGCCCAAUGCCAAUGGCAAAUUUGUGUGUUUCGCAGAGAAGACGGAAAUUGAUUUUACAAGAAUUAAUGACGAUUAUUGCGACUGCCCAGCGGAUGGCAGCGACGAGCCGGGCACCAACGCAUGCAACAAUGGUUUCUUCUAUUGCGAGAAGAGUUCCAAACAGUCAGCAGUGAAAAUACCAUCGUACAAAGUCAAUGAUGGAUUUUGCGAUUGUUGCGAUGGUUCUGAUGAGUGGGCUGAAGUGCCAGUAUUACAUAAACUCAGUGAUUCAGGCAUAAUUUUCCAAGGACUGAAAUGUCCAACAAGAUGUUAACAAGAGAAAUAUGGGUGUCACACUUACAUCAGAGGAAAAGUACUGUUAUUUCUUUUUUAUGUUCCAAUUAUUGUGGAUUUAUAUAUUGCAAUAGGAUUGGCACAAUUAAAUAUAAGCGAUAAUAUAUUAUCAAUUUGUCUAGCAAAGUAACUUCAUAUUUUCUUCUUAUCAUAAGAAAAUACACUUAUAUAAUAUAUGCAUUGUAGAUAGCUAUAAGUGACAAAAUAUUGGAUAUGAGAAGGUGUUUCAUUUUUUUUUAGCACAUAUUUGAGACUAAUAUACAGAAUUCUUUGAGAGUAAACCUCAGAGUUUACUUUUAAAGAAUAUACCUCGGAAAAUAAUGUAAUAAUGUAUGCAUAUAAAAGCAGCUUUUUUUUCUUAGUAAUAUUAAUUUGUUAGUAUUAUGCAUUAGAUUUUACAUUAUUUAGGUAUUCCCUAUUACCAUUUUUUUUCUAUGUAUACUUAUUUAUUAUAAAAUAUAUUCUUUUUUUAUUUUCCCUUAGUUUGAUUUAUUUGUAAUAUGCAUAAACAGAUCUUGUUAUAUAAUACGUUAUUAGGAAAAACGAUAUAUUAAAAUUAUGUGAAAAUUUCGCGAAUAUAAGAACAGAAACUUUACAUUUUUAUUAUUGUUUUGGAUUGUUAAAUGAAAUUAAUUUUGAUUAUUGAUUCAAAUUAAUAAUUAUUUAGAAAAAUAUACAUAUCAUAAUAAAAUAAUAAUUACGAAAAUUGUACAGAAAACAAUUAUAAUGUAAAUAAUGUAUUAUAUGCGACUUAUGUUUAAUUUUUUGCAAUUUGUGACUAGAUUAAGAUAACAAAACAAAGGACGCAGUAAUUAUAUGUGCGUUGCGACGUAAUGCGAGUUUGCAACGGUUAAAUGUAUUUUACGAAAUCAUUUGUUCAAUCAUAAAAUUAUAAUUUGUAUAUUUUAAACAUUAUCUUGAUUCUCAAGUGAGAAAAAAGUUUAUCAUUUUAUCAACUCUGUACAGUUCAUAGACAAUUCUAAACUUCAACAGUGAAAAUAGCUUUAUCGUACAUUACUUCCAAUACAAGUAAGAACGUUGAAGUGCGAUGAUAAACUUCGCGUUUUUUCCCCGAAAUGUAGGACUCGUUGUACAGGUAUUCCCAUGCUUCGCAAACUCUCGCUGAAGCAAUUUUCUUCCUCGCGGAUCCAAGGCCGAUGAGUGUCUCGCACUUGAUAUGGUGUGACGUGUAUAUGUGUGUUUAUUCCUAAAGAAAAUAUAAGAUGUCUCGCAACGAAA
Messenger RNA from Odontomachus brunneus, 1918 nucleotides. RefSeq lists its product as uncharacterized. Gene Ontology annotation, cellular component: glucosidase II complex. NCBI's taxonomy places the organism in Eukaryota, Metazoa, Arthropoda, Insecta, Hymenoptera, Formicidae. Gene Ontology annotation, molecular function: protein binding. The transcript has 3 exons. Gene Ontology annotation, biological process: N-glycan processing. The record is from RefSeq and is a predicted model, not a curated record. Bases 39 to 659 code for a protein of 206 amino acids.